Sus scrofa (pig) is the source of this 7595-nucleotide messenger RNA. Lineage: Eukaryota; Metazoa; Chordata; Mammalia; Artiodactyla; Suidae. The record is from RefSeq and is a predicted model, not a curated record.
CACGUCUGACGUCAGCCUGACGUCAGCGGCGCGGGCUUUGGAGCUGUGGCCGCCAGGUGUUUGGUGGGAGCGGGCAGCGUUGGCCACCCUAGGGGUGCGAGAUUGGGAGCCCAGCAGCGGUUGUGGCAGCGGCAGGGGCAGCGACGUCGGCUCGCUGCAGGUAGGGCUGAUGCCCGGUUCCUUGGCUCUGUUCCUUCCGGGACUGGGCAGGCCGUGCGGCCGGCGGGAGUCCCGCCCCGAUGUCUGUCCCGCCCCUCGCCUCCUUUUCCCUCCCCUUCUCUCCCUCGGGCGUCGGCUCCGUUCCGGGGCGGUGACCGGGCCAGCGGCUGCACGUCAAGGUUCUCCUCACCCCUCCCCUCUCCCUGACUAGGCUUCUUGGGCCCAGUGCUUUCGUGAACCUGGGCUAGCUGCUCCUGCACUGACCGUUUUAUGCUUGUCUAGCACGUCGUUCCCCCAGGUGAUUUCAAAGUACCUUGUUGACGCGGUCGGGCGCAAAUUCUCUUGGUUUAGUGGGCCCGACCGCCUUCACUUUCCAGGAGCUCUCUGGGUAAGUGCCUCUUCGGGAGUCACGUUUCUAGUGGACUAGAGAGUCGUUUCAGCUCCUUGGUGUCAUAUUUCGGCGUCUUACUCACUGACCACUGUCCUCUCACCUUCUGCUCUGGUCUCACCGUGGCGGCCAUAGAGCUUUCCUCUUUUCUCAGGGCCUAAGUGCAUUGUGUGUGUCAGGAAGAUGAACUCAGUCCUGCAUGGAUUUUUUUUUUUUUUUUUUUUAACCCAAAGACAUGUGGAAGGCAUCGGCGAAUAUUCAUCAUCCACUGUAGUUGCUCUCCUUUUGGAUUUUUGUUCAGGAAGUUGGAAAAACAAUAAAAGAAAAGGUCACACUUAACAAUUCAGUCAUUUCUUUAACCCUACUUCAACACGACUCAACACUGUUAAAAGACAAUUGAAAAUCUAGUUGGCUAGAUUUCAAAAUUCAACUGAAAAUCUAGUUGGCUUUAUUAAACAAUUUAUAAAUCAGGCAGCAUCCUAUCUAGUAAAUAGAAAGGCAAUCCGAGAAGCAGUACGAAAUAGGAGAUUUUUAAUAGACAGAAGAAAGUGGAUUGUAUCGCGGUAGGUCAUAUUCCCUUUUAGAAAGGCAAGGGGUCUUAUCAGGCCGAUUACCCCAAUAGUGUUGUUCAGGAAAUUAGAGACUGAUUGUUUAAGUUUCUACUCCUGGUAGAGGCUGAAAAUGCAAUUAGGUUUAAGUGUUAAAUCUUGGUGGGGCUUAAUUUUGGGCCUCUUUUUAACACCAUUACUCAGCACGAAAUUAUCACUUAACACCCUUGGCUUGAGUGCCUACCACGAGGUUGGGAGUCCUGAGCCCUGGUCCAAACAACUUUCGAAUUACCUUAAAUUUUUACAAUGUGUAAGCCACCUAAGGUUUACAGUUAUAUUUGCUUGAGAUUUGUAAUUGAGGCUUGCAAACAUUGCUUUAAGUAGUUUAACUUGCCUGAGGUCACACAACUAGUAGGAUUUGAACCUUGGUUUUUACCUGUCUUCAGAAAGAGGAUGUAAAGAUGGUAAGGAAUUCCCUCUCUAAAAUGUGACUUCGGAUCUCUGUUCAAUUCAAAAGCACCUUCACUGAGAAUAUUUUUUUUCUGGGCAAAGCCCUCAAGUGAGAAAGGCAUUUUUUUUUUUAGUCUAUCAUCACGUGUAAACAUAUCCCGAACUUGAAUUCUUUCUGGAAGAGCCAGUAGGUAAGAUGCUAAAUAUCAACAUUAUUCUAGAUUAUAAUGCCAUGAUAUUUGGCUCUUCUGCCACAUUGAGAUUUUAAUAUUUUUAUCUCUUUCAUGGAGACAUAUGUAGAAUAGUGGUGAGCAAUUUCGCCAGAAAAUUGAACUAUUAUCAAGACCUUUGGAGUUGGAUGACUUCUGUCCCAGAUUCCCAGCUGUGUUUGUACAGAUAAGAUUUGAUUGUAGUUGCACACAGGAACAAGAAGAGGUUGCCUCUUAACCCUCAAUUGGAUGCUUGAAAACUGAAGGUCUUGCUUGCUGUCUGGGACAAGUAGCCAUGGCCAGCGUUAUUAGAGUUUGACUAGUACCUAAUUUCAUCAAGCUUUUCGGUCUUUUGAAACAGGAAUUCCAAGACGCUAAAACUUGUUUUGAUAGUGGUUUGAAUUGGGGUUUUCCACAGCUGACGGCACUGGAAGAAUCAUCCAUAGGAAAUUACCUUAACAGAUGCUAGAUCUUGGCCUUACAGUUCUCAAAUGUGGUCAGGUGCUUUUGGCUUCUAUUUGAGCUGGCUUCCUCAUUUUGGUCGUGUAAUUGCUCUCUCCGCAGAGUCAGUGAAUGGAGAAUUCUCCCUAAGGUCAGCGUUUAAUUGAUUGCCUCGCUCGGGCUGCUAUAGUAUUCCAGGCAUCGAUCCUACUAUUAAAAUUUCCUGGAGAUUGCCAGGAUGUCGAAUAUCAGCCUUCACAAGCUGCCUCGAGUCACGGAAUUGAGUGGGAGGUGCCUUGCUCAGUUUACUAUCUCCGUGGGCGGUGGCCCGAGGCGCGGGACUCAUCGAACGACUGGAUUGGGCCUUUCUCCUGUCUAUCAUAGGCAGGCUCUCCGCCCUCGACUGUUUUGCCAGCAAGAUUUGGAAGCUGAGUACCGCCACUGGAAACCUGGAGAGUGAUGGGCGGUGAGGGCAAACGUUGUGUGUGUUUCUCUUCUCAUUGGAUGGCUGCUCUGUCAGUCGUACUGUGCUGUACUCCCAUUGGCGGGAAUGCUCCAGGUAGGUAGCGUGGACACGAUGCUGCCCCCUCCCAAGCUGCGAUCAAAGCGCGUGACGUCUCAGACAUUUGUUGUUGGGGUUUGGGCCUCAUUAAUUAUUCAUUAGAUACUUGAAAGCGCUGCAGCGAUUGGUGGCUGAGUGGCCCGGUCGAUUGUUUCUUAGCUAGAGAUACGUCUCAUCCUCUACUGGCUGAAGAAGUUUCGCAUAAAUUAUUCUGAUAAGGUUAGGGGCGGGGUCUCGCAUGUAUUAGGCAAAUGAGCUGCGAUGGGAGGGGAGGCCGACUACGAAUUAGCCUAAGUUAUUAAAGAUGGCGGCGGAGCGGAGUCGCUCCCCGAUGGACUCGCCGGUCCCGGCCUCUAUGUUCGCCCCCGAGCCUAGCUCUCCAGGGGCGGCCAAGGCCGCGGCGGCGGCUGCCCGGCUCCACGGCGGCUUCGACUCGGACUGCAGCGAGGACGGCGAGGCGCUCAACGGCGAACCGGAGCUAGACCUCACUAGCAAGCUGGUUCUAGUGAGCCCUACAUCAGAGCAGUAUGACAGCCUGCUUCGGCAAAUGUGGGAGAGGAUGGACGAGGGAUGCGGAGAGACCAUAUAUGUCAUUGGGCAGGGAUCAGACGGGACCGAGUACGGGCUGAGCGAAGCUGACAUGGAAGCCUCCUACGCCACAGUGAAGAGCAUGGCGGAGCAGAUAGAGGCUGAUGUCAUCCUCCUGCGGGAACGGCAAGAAGCUGGGGGCCGCGUGCGUGAUUACCUGGUCCGGAAACGAGUAGGAGACAAUGACUUCCUGGAAGUCAGGGUAGCAGUAGUGGGCAACGUGGAUGCCGGCAAAAGCACACUUCUGGGGGUCCUGACGCAUGGGGAGCUGGACAAUGGCCGAGGCUUUGCCCGCCAGAAACUCUUCCGCCACAAACAUGAAAUCGAAUCUGGUCGCACCAGCAGUGUGGGCAACGACAUUCUAGGCUUUGACAGUGAAGGCAACGUGGUGAACAAGCCAGACAGCCAUGGUGGCAGCCUGGAGUGGACAAAGAUCUGUGAGAAGUCCACGAAGGUGAUUACCUUCAUCGACUUGGCUGGCCACGAGAAGUACCUGAAGACCACCGUCUUUGGCAUGACGGGCCACUUGCCUGACUUCUGCAUGCUCAUGGUGGGCAGCAAUGCUGGCAUCGUUGGGAUGACCAAGGAGCACCUGGGCUUGGCAUUGGCACUCAACGUGCCUGUCUUUGUGGUGGUCACCAAGAUUGACAUGUGCCCUGCUAACAUCCUGCAAGAAACCCUGAAGCUGUUACAGCGCUUGCUGAAGUCACCAGGCUGCCGGAAGAUCCCUGUGUUGGUGCAGAGCAAGGAUGAUGUGAUUGUUACAGCUUCUAACUUCAGCUCUGAGAGGAUGUGCCCGAUAUUCCAGAUCUCCAACGUUACAGGCGAGAACUUAGACCUGCUGAAGAUGUUCCUCAACCUCCUCUCCCCUCGCACCAGCUACCGGGAGGAAGAGCCGGCUGAGUUUCAGAUUGAUGACACCUACUCUGUCCCAGGUGUGGGAACAGUGGUGUCAGGGACAACACUGAGGGGCCUGAUCAAGCUGAAUGACACACUGCUGCUGGGCCCGGAUCCCUUGGGUAACUUCCUGUCCAUUGCUGUCAAAUCGAUCCAUCGCAAGCGCAUGCCGGUCAAGGAGGUGCGGGGGGGCCAGACGGCCUCGUUCGCACUGAAGAAGAUCAAGCGCUCAUCCAUCCGCAAGGGCAUGGUGAUGGUUUCUCCACGCUUGAAUCCCCAAGCAUCCUGGGAGUUUGAGGCCGAGAUCCUCGUCCUCCACCACCCCACCACCAUUAGCCCACGUUACCAGGCCAUGGUGCACUGUGGGAGCAUCAGGCAGACGGCCACCAUCCUGAGCAUGGAUAAAGACUGUCUGCGCACCGGGGACAAGGCCACCGUGCACUUCCGCUUCAUCAAGACCCCCGAGUACCUGCACAUAGACCAGCGGCUGGUGUUCCGGGAAGGCCGCACCAAGGCUGUGGGCACCAUCACUAAGCUCCUCCAGACCACCAACAACUCCCCAAUGAACUCCAAGCCCCAGCAGAUUAAAAUGCAGUCAACAAAAAAGGGUCCUCUGACCAAACGAGAAGAGGGGGGCUCCUCUGGAGGACCAGCAGUUGGGGCACCCCCACCUGGAGAUGAAGCUUGCUCUCUCGGGGCUCCACAGCCAGCUGCAUCCAGCAGUCUCCAGCCACAGCCCAAGCCCAGCAGUGGGGGCCGACGGCGCGGGGGCCAGCGUCACAAGGUGAAGUCCCAGGGGGCCUGCAUGACUCCCGCCAGUGGCUGCUGAGUCUCCCCCAGCCCACCUCCACCACCCAAGGGAUCCUCGUGCCCUGGCCGCCGCUCCGCAAGAUGGGCCAGAGCAACUCUGACCGCCACUCGCCCUCCCCCAGGCCGCAGCUGGAGCCUCGUCAUUCCCCCACCCCCGUUUUCCAGGGGGGCUGUAAUUUAUAAGCUGAGGAAGGUGGCCAGACUUCUGGAGGACUGACCAUCUCCCGUUCUCUUCCUCACCUUCUUCCUCCCUCACACCUUUUUUGUACAUCUGGGCCCUUAGUUUUUAUUCUUUUUAUUAUAUCUCUCUCUCUACCUAGUGUGUGUGUGGUUGUGUGUGGCAGUGUGUGAGGUGCAGGAGUGCGGCCCGUCAGGGCCCUGGUGGUCUUUCUUCUCUGUGGCUGGGCUCCAGCCCCUAGGAGCUGGCUGUCCAUCCAUCCAUCCGUCUGCGUGUCUCUGUGAGUACCUCUCGGGGCUGUCAGGAGCCCUAGAGCACGCCCCUUCCCUGUGCUCCCUCUCCUCUGCGCCGGAGCCCGGCGGGGGGCCCACUUCUGGGACCUGGGUGUUCAGCAGAGUGGAAAGCAGAGGGUCUCCUUUUCUUUCUCCCUCUUGUUCCCCUUAAGCCCCAAGCAGGAAAUGCCGAAAGCUCUUAAGCUGUUACCUGUAGGUGUGCGGAGGGUGUUGGCGAUUGGGUUGUAGGACCCUCCUAACUCUGGCCCUUGCCACUGACCCAAAGACAGCUGGUGGCUUCUUUUGCCUGGAGACAAUCCUUUGUUUGCCUGGCUGGCUGGGUCGACACCUGCUCUGCUGAUUCUGCCGAGUGGGCUCUCGCCCUCCUGCCCCAGGGCCGCCUCCUGCUUGGACUCUGACUCUGAUUCUUGUUGGGCCUCGGGACCCUGAUGACCGGGGCUGGGGUCCACCUGCUCAGGGUCAUGCUCACCAGCACCUCCUGUUGGGGGCGGGGGGCGGGUGUUCCUCUGAGCCAGGCCAGAACUAGAACCCCUCCUUCCCCGCUGCACCCCGUCAUAUUGCCCCAGCAUGGCUGCUACGGGCGCACAGCAGUGAAGGGCCUGAGCCCCAAAUUUGUAAGCCCCUAAUUGAGGCACAGGGAGGGCAGGUAGGAGGACUCUCCCAGGCCCAGCUCAGAGUAUUAAGCCCUGUGGAAAAAUCAUUGCCUGGGGUGAAGGUGGCAUUGCCCAGGCCAGAAGUGGCAACACGGGCCCCAAACCAGCCUAGUCUGAGCUGUGGACUAAGGCCCUCGUUUGGGCGGACUGCCGGGCAGAGAUGUGCUCUUUCUCUCGCCUGGGCAGACACCUAGCUGGCCGGGUCCUUCCUCAGCCUCACCUCCCUUCUGUCUCAAUCCUGCUUCUGGACUGCUGGUCUCCUCCUACCCUCUUCUAACUAUUUCUAGUUACCACUGACUUGUGGCCAUGGACCGACCAGACCAGCACACAAAAUAAAAGUUUGUUCCAAGUUGACGGUGUCGUGUUCCCUGCCCAGCCCUCCAGGUGGAGGUGCUGCCACGGGGAACCCCGUUGCUCUGCCUGCCCUCGAGCCCCCGCUGCAGGGUCGGGCCGAGAGGAGCCCGGCUUCUCCUGUCAGGCGGGCCUGGCUUCAAAACCCAAGUUCCUUCACCAGCAGUGACAAAGGACAAGUUGCCAAGCUCUGAACCUCAGUUUCCUCAUCCACAGCAAGAGGUACAUAAAUGCUUGUCUCUGUUGUCGUGAGGAUGCAGUGGGAGGGCGUGUGUGCCCGGCAUGUGGGAGGAACCUGGUGAAUGGGGGCCACACUGCUCCCCAGCCCCCUGGCUCCUAAGGCCAUGGCAGGGGCCGCAAGCUGGGGGACAGGCUCAAAAGGAGGAAUGUGGCAUCGACAUGUCUCUGCCAUGUGGCUGGGCUGUGCCAGGCAUUUCCCUCGUUUGAUGUUCUUUGAUGUUCACAGCUCCCAUCUGUGAGGGAGGUGGCAGUAGUUAUGUUUUUCUGGUUAAGGAGACUGAAGCUUAGAGGAGCAGUGCCACCAGCCCCCAGCCGUUCCCAGUCACCUGCUCCAGCAUGACCCCCAGCUUUUCCUGGUUCCUUUGUCGACUGGCUGUUUCCCUCUUGCUUUUUGACUGGUUCUGCUUACAGGGGCCGCUGCCCACUGGUGCCUUCGUAAUAGGAGUUCUGGCAGCACCCCCUGCUCUCUGUCCCCGUGGUGGGUGCUGUGGAAUGUGUGCUUCCACAGACCUGGGCCAUGCGGGACCUCGGAACAGGCAGAACCGCAUCUUGUUGGAACUCUCUUGCCCUCGUGAGCAUAACCACUUUACAUUCGGAGGCUGGGGCCUCCACUCUGGCCUCUGCCUUCAGACACUCAGGAGGUCGGUCUGGAUCUCUGUGGUCACCAGGCCCACACCUACUAGCCAGGGGGCAGACUACAGCAUUUUACUGUUAGCAGGGACUACAAAGGCCUCAUGUGGGUGCCUCAGCCCUACCAAGUCUUUGGAAUAAAACACCAGCCCUUUUGUAGUUGAUGAAGAAUAAAGUUGUUAAUCCAAUCAUCUCAAA